UGGGAGUCGAAAGGGAGAAAAGAUGGGCAUAUACUGAUAGCUGUAAUUACUGGGUCUACAACUCAGCGUGUCAAGUAUGUUGCUACAAUGUAAUCAUUCACUACUAGCAACUUGUGUUUUGAUUGCGUUUGGCUAAUGAGACCAUGCAAACAGUUGGCCAUGCACAGCUGCUCCAGGUCAUGGUUUUCCCGACUAUCACAGACUAUCCCCCUUUUCUGCCCAUCCUUGCAACUAGCCUUGACCCCAGUUUGCUGCUUAAUCUAAAACCGAACCCCAUCUCCAAACAUUCCGCGCAUUUUCGUCUCGAUGACAUGGCUGGAGUGGCUUCAUCAGGAAUCUUUGAAAGCCAAGGCCUGCAUCAGAGUCUGGUGCAAGAGCAUAACCGCCAUGAUCCCAGCAAUCGUGGGUAAGUCGUGUUCAGCGUGUUGAUCAACCCCGAACUCAAUUUGCUGCUAACAUCGGACGCCGUCAAGACCAGUAAUUCGUUUUGUCAAGCCAUUGUACGACAAAGAAACAGGGCUUAUUAGUGAUUUCGAAGAACAUGACAAGCAGCCGAAGUACUGUGACGUAGUCGAUGAAGGGAUCACAAAAAUGCUGAAAGUAGCCCAGUUUGACACGCAGCCGAUGUCGAAGUGUCUCCUGUACCGUCUCCCCCUGGAAGUCAGACUGAAAAUAUGGGAAUGCCUAUUCCCGCACAACUGGAGCACCGUGGAGCUAGAGAAAUUCGCACAGACAACCACGGGCCUCGCUAUCCUCCUGACUUCACAUCAGAUCUUCCAUGAAGCCUUGCUGGUCUUUUUCUAUUCGCUUCCAUACAGCAGGCUUAUCCUCAAGGAGUACGGAGGGUCCACUGUGCAUUACCUCAAAAGUGUCCCCCUUAAGCUGGAUCGAUGCAUUUAUAAGCGCAGAGGAUUCAUUUGUCUCGAUAUUGAGUGCGACAAAGAAAGAACGUUUGGUUCGCUUGUGCUCUCACUUGGUGACAAGAACCAUGAAGCGGCAGUUCGAUGUCGCUGGGGGUUUUCGCUCUUCAUUACCACCUUGAGAAUGGAGGGACCAUUGCGUGUCCACGACUUGACCGUCGCUGUCACUGAAAAUUGGAAAAUCCCCGGGUUUGACGAGAACGAUUUGAUCCAGGCUUUGUUCAGUGGAGCUUUCGAGGUCCUUGGGAGACUGAUAUUCGUGGGCUUCACUAGGAUGGAACGAAAACGUCUCACCAACCUAAUACUCGCGAGGCAGGACCCGUGCGUGCAGCUCAUGCGACGUAGGAGUGACGUUGAGGAUAUAGUUCGGUAAGUGGAAGUUCCUAGCAUAGUGUUGGUCAUGUCAUUGGGCCACCUUAUUGGCUCGUUAGAUGCAUUGCAGCACGAGGUCAAUGACGGCAAAGAAGACAUCUCUAUCCGCGUCGGCAGUUUCAAGCCCAAGGCCCAAAACGAGCAUACGUUUCUCAUUGGGCGUCUUGGUGACAAUGGCACUGGCGAUUUGACGAGCAUAAAGCUGACCAACUACCUCAUGACCAGGAGCCCGGCCACCGAGCAGUGACGUGGCAGUCAAAUUGCCAAUAGGAAGAAGACUGUCCUCAGCCGGCUCAGAAAUGGUGUGAAAGCCCUCUGUUCCUGGGUUUUUGUUCUCAAGUGGCACGUGAAGCCAAUGUCCUAGUCGGCCUUUCUGUGAGAUUGUGAUUAGAAUUCUGUCACUAAAUUUGAUCAAGGUGACAUUUGUCUGGAUCCCCUUGACAUCUCCAACAACCUGCUUCGUGACUGCGGGGUAGGGCAGGUUUAGAUCCUGGAGUUGGUUGAUGUCAAAAGGCGCACUAUCCAUGGUUGUUUUUUGUUGUCCCUAAUGUUGAGAGAUACUCUGACAAGCAAUAAAAUGCACAAGUUCUCUUCUUAGGAUGAUGAAAAAAGAAUAAAAAUAAACAGUAACACUAUAAUAAACACGAGGG
Molecule: messenger RNA, 1942 nt
Organism: Aspergillus welwitschiae
Lineage: Eukaryota; Fungi; Ascomycota; Eurotiomycetes; Eurotiales; Aspergillaceae
Exons: 2
Coding region: 592-1293 (233 amino acids)
Source: RefSeq, a predicted model, not a curated record